AACAUCAAGCUGGAGUCUUCGCGGUUAAGAAGAUCCAACCGCCUAGCUUAGUUAGGUCCGUUAAUUCUUUGUUUAUUUAACGCCGAGCGACCACCACAUGCAAUGUGCGAGCUACCAUCUCGAAGACGAAGCAAACGAAUGUGGUAGCAAGCUCUCAAGAAAACAUUUGGACAAAGCUCUGUCAAAAAUUAGACAGACCAGAAAGUAUGUUGCAAUGAGGAAGGAGAAGAAGAGCUUCUCUGAUCUGAACUCUGAAGACAAGAUCGAAGGUGCUAAAGGUCGUGGACUUAACGUUUGGGAUGGCUUCACUCACCGAUAUCCAGAGAAAGGAGGACCCGAUCUAGGGAAUGGAGACAACACUUGUGGAUCAUAUGAGCACUGGCAGAAAGAUAUAGACGUAAUGACCAAACUCGGUGUUGACGGCUAUAGAUUCUCGCUUGCGUGGUCAAGAAUCAUUCCGGCUGGAAAGGUGAAGAAGGUUGGAAAGGAGAAGAGGGGAAUCAACGAAGCAGGGGUUAAGUACUAUAACGACCUCAUAGAUGGCCUCCUAGCGAAGAAUAUAACUCCUUUCGUUACCCUCUUCCAUUGGGACCUUCCUAAGUUCUGCAAGAUGAGUAUGAAGGUUUCUUGCACCGCGAUAUCAUGUAUAGAUGAUUUCAAAGAUUACGCGGAUAUAUGUUUCGAUAGAUUUGGUGAUAGGGUUAAGAACUGGAUCACGAUCAACCAGCUCUACACAGUGCCUACAAGAGGCUAUGCAAUGGGAACAGAUGCACCUGGUCGAUGUUCUUAUUGGCUUAAUAAAGAUUGUUACGCCGGAGAUUCUGGAAGAGAACCUUAUAUCGUUGCACAUAACCAGCUUCUUGCUCAUGCAAAAGUCGUCCAUCUUUACCGGAAAAAAUAUAAGCCAAAACAAGGAGGACAGAUUGGAGUUGUGAUGAUAACUAGAUGGUUUAUUCCAUAUGAUAGCACUGAAGCCAACAAAAAGGCAACUGAGAGGAACAAAGAAUUCUUCUUGGGAUGGGAGUCUGGUUGCAACGUGAAAGGAUACUUUGCUUGGUCUCUUGGAGAUAAUUAUGAAUUCGGCAAAGGCUUUACCGUGAGAUACGGACUCAGUUACGUUAAUUUCACUAAUACCACUGCUGAUAGAGUCCUCAAAACUUCUGGAAAAUGGUACAAGCAGUUCUUAAACAGUACAACCAAGGUCCCUGACGAGAACCAAAAUUUUCUCCGCUCAAGGCUCUUCUUCGAGAAUCGUGAACAAAAGAAAGUCGCAGAUGCAUAAGACCAAAAACCAGUUUAUGGCCAUCAAGAUCAUUUUCAUGUCUCCUCUUUCUACUUGCUCCAUAGAAAGGAGCGUUGCCUUCAUUCAAAGCAUAAUUCAUCUAGUUACUGAUUUGAGUUAUAUAUUCGUGCUUAUUGUUCGUUUGGACUUUUUUAAAAGGCUUUGUUAUGAUAUAAGAAAAGGGAGGAAAUGCC
Messenger RNA from Arabidopsis arenosa, 1476 nucleotides. The record is from the annotation of a GenBank genome assembly. NCBI's taxonomy places the organism in Eukaryota, Viridiplantae, Streptophyta, Magnoliopsida, Brassicales, Brassicaceae.